Messenger RNA from Sphaerulina musiva SO2202, 1224 nucleotides. RefSeq lists its product as uncharacterized. Gene Ontology annotation, biological process: fatty acid catabolic process; acyl-CoA metabolic process. The record is from RefSeq and is a predicted model, not a curated record. Gene Ontology annotation, molecular function: fatty acyl-CoA hydrolase activity. NCBI's taxonomy places the organism in Eukaryota, Fungi, Ascomycota, Dothideomycetes, Mycosphaerellales, Mycosphaerellaceae. The transcript is spliced from 2 exons. The coding region runs from base 1 to 1224 and encodes 407 amino acids. Gene Ontology annotation, cellular component: peroxisomal matrix.
AUGCCCCCAACAACAACCCGCGGCGGCGCUCCCACCCGCCCUCUUCCACACCCUCUCCCCUUCCACCCCGGAAACACCUAUUUGCCUUUUUCCCAACUUAUCGCUCUUGAAUCUCUUUCUGGGUCCCUCGACAAUAACAACCAUCCAGACGAUUCUCUCCAAAAAAGUUUCCUCUCCAUCUCCCCCCCUUUCGCCCCCGGCGGACCUCUCGGAACAGGCCGCAUCUCAGGAAACUUUCUCCUUCCCGGAAAAUUAGACUCGAAAUUCGAAUAUCGAGUAAAAAUCAUCAGAAAUGGAAAAGGAAUUAAAGUUAGAGGGGUGGAGGUUUUUCAAGAAAGUGCAAAAAAAGACGAAAAAGAAAAGGGAAAGGAGAUGUUUUUUAUAGCAACAUGUUCAUUUAAACUCCGCGAACAUUCUCAAGUUUCCAUCCAACAACAAGAAGGAGAUUUUUUGGAUGAUGACUUUUAUGGAGAGAAGGUCUAUGGGGGUGUUUUGAAGGGAAAGACGGAUCCGAUGAGGGAUUUGGAAGAGGUUCCGGGGAUGGAUUUGACGUUUUAUCGGAAGAAAAUUUUGGAGUAUGAGGACGGUGAGGAGGGAAAAGGGAAACAUGAUGCGUUUCCGGGUUUGCAGUGUCGGAAAGUGGAUAUGAGGGAAUGGAAUUCCACAAGACAUCCGAUGGAGAGGAGGCAGUUGAUAUUUUAUCGGAUGAUUUUUGAUCGCGAAAAAGGCGAAGAAAAAGAAGAGGGGAUGAAUAUGAAUAUGAAUAUGCAAUUAUGUGCACAUUUAUACGCAUCUGAUCGCAACAGUUUAUUUAUCGUGGCGAAUUUAUUCGAUUUGGGGGAUUUUUUUACGAACAUGAGUAGUCUUUCUCAUACGGUUAUCUUUCAUGCUGAGGAGGGGGAGAUGAGAUUUGGAUCUUCCACAGCAUCAAAAACAACAACAAAACGCACCAAAUCACCCUUCCACAAAGCCAACAACAACAACAACAACGAUGGAGGUGGCCGAUGGUUUUGUAUGGAAGUCUUCGGGAGCCGAAUACAUGGUGGACGAGCUGUGCAUAAUUGUCGAAUUUUUAAUGAUGAAGGUACACAUAUUGCGACGUGUAUGCAGGAUGGAUUGAUUCGGUUUGCGGUGGAUCCGCAGAAGCCGACGGAGGAGGAGUUGGAGAUGAUGGAGGCGGUGAAGAGGGGGUGGAAGGGUGCGCGGAGGGGGGAGAAGUUGUGA